Molecule: messenger RNA, 513 nt
Organism: Saccharomycopsis crataegensis
Lineage: Eukaryota; Fungi; Ascomycota; Saccharomycetes; Ascoideales; Saccharomycopsidaceae
Exons: 1
Coding region: 1-513 (170 amino acids)
Source: RefSeq, a predicted model, not a curated record
AUGUUGUACCAUGCGUUCAUGGGUUGCCAUCAAGAUAAAUACAACAUCAAUGAAAAUAUAGACUGGAACCUGUUGCUAUUACAAUAUCAUUAUGACAACGCAACUAUCUCACUAAAAGGUAUUGCCGAAUUCUGCAGAAAGAUGGGGAAGACCCAUUCGCGAUGGAAAAAAGUGGGAAUAUUGGGCGCGUCAAAAAAGAAGUUCAAUGGAAAAUAUGAUCAUAGCAGAGGGCAUGACGAUCAUAGGAGAAAUAACAUGGGAAGAAGAUAUAAUGGGAACGGACACAGCACAGAAAAACAGUCAAUUGUGUCAAAGUUUAUUGCGAAAGGAAGUUCUCAAAUGAUGCCUGGACCAGGCUAUGUUGAAUAUCCAAAGAACCCUUUUUGUGCAAGCUGCGGUCUUCCACACCCUAAGAGUAUCAUGAUAGAUGGAACUUCAUUCAAGCAUGUAUUUGACCUCGAAAAGAAAAACCAUAAUCACAAGGUGGUUGGAAAAAUUUGCACACAAGAUUAA